AUGAUUUUCGAAAAAUUUCACCCUGAAGAAAAAUACACAACUCGAAUUAAGAAUAUUUUGACUGAAUACCCAGAUGGAUCCCAAAUCCUUAGAGAAAUUUUACAAAACUCUGAUGAUGCGAAAAGCACUGUUCAAAUUUUCAUUUUGAACCAUAAAACCUAUCCUUCUGAAGCAUUGUUUGAUCCAAAACUUAAAAGAUAUCAAGGCCCUGCACUUUUGUCUGCUAAUGACACAAUUUUUCAACCAGAAGAUUUUAAAUCUUUGAUGUGUGCUCAAUUAUUUCUGGAUCUUCCUACGUUCUUAUCGAUCCUCAUGCGCGAAAAUAUUGUGAAAUGGAAGCUGGACAGAGGGCAUCCUGAUCAAUUUAAUCCUUUUUUGGUUGAUUUCAUAAAAUCAAAAUUGAUUACAAAGAAUCCUCAUCAAUUCGAUGAUAUGCCAGAUGGGUUUCAUAAUGGAACAAUAUUUCGAUAUCCGCUUCGAACUUCUAGGGAUGCAGAGGAAUCAGAGAUUUCUAAUAAACAGUACAACAUUGAACAAAUAAAAGAAUUGUUUAAAAUUUUUUUCAAUGUUGAUAAUGUUUCUUGUCUCCUGUUUUUGAAGCAUAUUGAAAAGAUUUUAUUCUUUGAAAUUAAAGAAAAUGAAGAUAUACCUGAUCUCUUGUAUGAAAUUGGGGUUGAUAAUGUAAAUGAAAUAAUUCAUGAAAGGGAAUUGUUAACUAAAAAUAUGAUAUCAAUGAUGAAAUCUCCAACGGGUCAAGAUUCUUUUGAAACUAUUUAUAGAAUGAAGUUUUCUCAAAAGGCUAAGAAUAUAAAUAACAAAAGCGAUUGGUUAAUUGUUAACUAUACCUCUAGCACAAAUGAUGAAAAAUAUAUUAAAUUCAAAAAUCACAUUCGUGAUUGUAAAUUUGUACCAAGCGUCGGAUUAGCUGUACGAAUUGACAAAGUAUCUAAAAAUAAAGGAAAGCUAUUCUGUUUUUUACCCUUACCUGAUAAUUAUGAUGACUUUUCUGUUUCGGUUAAUGGUUGCUUUGCUGUCAGUAAAAACAGAAGAAAUUUAGAGAUUUCAAUGGAUGAAGAUCUGGUGCCAGGUGAUCUAUUACGUCUUAAAGGUGCAUGGAAUAGAUAUUUAUUUGAAAAGGCUAUCCCCGAAGCAUGGAAGAAACUUUUAACAGAAAUAAUAAAAAUAAAUAAUAGAAAUGUUUCACACGAAAACAUUUAUACGCUUUGGCCAUUGCCAGCUAAUGGAUCAUCUCAAGAAUUGGACACCAAAUAUUGUUUAUGGAAAAAUCUCUUACAAGAUCUCAUUAAUCUCCUCGAGCCUAAUCUUAAAGUUUUUUGUGGUCCUUCAGGGUAUUUAUCAAUAAAUGAUGGGUAUUUAAAUGACGAAGAUUUCUAUAAAUCAUCAGAUCUAUCCAAAAUAUUGGAAAAGCUAGGAUUUCCUAUCUUUGUAAAUAUUCCAAAAUCAAUUGUUGCAAAAUUAAAGGAAUCUUUAUACUACAAGGAUAUUUUAAAAUAUAUUACGCCAGAAAAAGUAUGCGAUUAUCUUAAGAAAUCGGACAAACCAAUAAAUACUCUCCUUGAUCGCCUUAAUCGUCAGAAUAAAUUAAUUCUAUUGGAAUAUAUUCUUGAAGUGAAUGAUGUCUCUAAUCUCCAUGGAAUUCCAUUGCUUCCGGUCAAAAAUAAAACCUUUGCGACUUUUGAGUCAAAAGAUAAUCCUGAAAAGCUUUUUUAUAUUACUAGCAGAAAUGAGCAUAAACUUAAAAUUAUCGAUAAAAAGCAUUUUGAUUCAUUCAUCGAUAAUGAAAUUGACGAUUUGAAUUUAUCAAAAGAUUUAUCAAAAAACAAUAAGAUUUUAUCAAAAGACGAUAAGAUUUUAUCAAAUGAUUUAUCAAAAGACGAUAAGAUUUUAUUAAAAGACGAUAAGAUUUUAUCAAAAUUAAAAUUUUAUGCAAAAGAUGGAAAAAAUAUUAAUAUACAAAUUCUUUCAGAAAUUCAAUUUUUAACGAUUCUUAAGAGUUCGUUGGAAGGAUAUUCCGAAAAUUCUCAAGAAAUUCCAAUUAGAAACAACAAAAUUGAAUGGAUAUAUGAAAUUUGGGAUCAUUUGUUACAAACAAACAGAAAUUUAUCAAAUUUUGAAAACCUUCACCUUUUACCAAUCAAAAAAAGUUAUAAUAUUUUCUUGAGAAAAUUAAAAGCAACACCAAAAUGUUUAUGUCGCUCACCACGCAAUCAAAAUAAUAACGAUAUAUCAGUUAAUGCUUUGACUCAAAUAUUAAACCUGCUAGGCUCUACCUUUAUUAUUGAUGAUUUUGAAAAACAAAUUGCUUCAAAAUAUCAAAAACUUAAAAAUUAUUUAAUUGAGCCUGACAAUGUUACAGCAGUCUUAUUAUCACUCAGAGAAGAUAAGUCAUUUCCACGCAACAUCACUGAAUCUGAUCUUAAAUUUUCUGAUAAAAAUUUUUUGGUUAAAUACAUGAGAACUUAUUUGCAGAAUGAAUCUUAUUUUGACGCCAAGUUAAUAGAAGUGAUAAAAUAUUUUCCAAUUUUUACCACAUUAAAUAUCUAUGAUAAAUCUAUAAGCAUCGAUUCAAUAGCUAAAGUAGACCAUUAUUUACUACCUAAAGAAGAUGAAAAAUCAGCUGGGCGUAUUAUUUCAGAUUGUAUAUUUUUGGAAACUCAUACUUCUGACGACAUUAGUUUUCUUCUCGAAAAAGUACUCAAAGUUAAACGAUUAGAACAAAGAACGUAUUGGAAAGAUCAUGUCAUUCGACAUUUAAAUAAUCAACAACCUGAUAUUCAAGAUCAAAUGAUUGAAAAGCUUUUUCAGAGAUGGGAAAUUAUAAAACCAUUUCUAAGUGAUCUUUCAAAAAUAUCAUUUGUUACAACAUCAUCACAAAGGAAAACGCCAAAUGAAAUCUUUGAUCCUAACAACAUUCAUAUAAAAGGCUUAUUCUUUUCGAACGAAUCGUUUUUCCCGACUGGAAUUUAUUUAAAUAAUCAAGAUUAUCUUUAUAAAUUACGUCAACUAGGGAUGAAAAAUUUAAUGACUAUAGAGGAUUUAAUUAAUCGUUUAGAUACUUACGCAACAAGUAACACCAGUGAUCGAUAUUCUAAAUCUCUUGAACUGCUAAAAUAUAUUGAUGAUAAUUGUAAUGAUUUAAUUAACGACUCUUCAUUUCGCGAAGAAAUACAAAAUAGAGAGUGGAUCCCGGUUUUAAAAGAAAAUAAAGAAAAAACAUUCUUGAAAGCUUCAGAAUGUAGAGAUGAAUUACAUCAAAAUUUGGUCUCUUAUAUAAUACCAAUAGUUCAAUAUAAAAUUAAAAAUAAUGCUUUACGUCAAAUGUUUGGAUGGAAUGAUGAUCCUCCGGCACUGAAAGUAAUAGAACAAUUAUUAUAUUUAACAAAUUUGAUAAAUCAAAAUGGUUCUUAUUCUGAUAUGGGAAAUCGAAUUUACAAAAUUUAUGAUCACUUAAACAAUGUUGUUAAAAAUUCAAAUAACGACAUAAAUCUUUGGAAAAAUAAAUUAUCGGGAAAUAAAUGGAUUUUUAAUGAUGAUAAACUUUAUACAACCGAUGAAAUUGUGUUUUCUUCUAUAGUUAAAAGUGAUAUGGUUACACUUUCAAAUUAUAAUAAAAAUAAUUAUUCAAAACUUUUUCAUGAGCUUGGAGUUAAACACGAACAAGAUUAUUUUAAAUUACUUGCAAAUUAUAAAUUUUCGGAUAAAACGCAAAAAACUAUAAUUGACAUGAUCGAACAUUUAUCACAUACUGAAGAUGAAAACAAAUUAAAAGAAUUAUUAAUUCCAAACAUGAAUGGAAAUAUGGUCCCUUGCAAGGAAUUAUUUUAUGAUGAUAUGGACACAAGAGCUAAAGAUUCAGAUAAAGAUUUUAAUACUAUAGUACAUUCGUCAAUUUCAAGGGACAUAGCAAAGAAAUUAAAACUUCGAAAUUUUAGUGAAAUAUUCUUAAAAGGUAGAAUUGAUCUUGUUCGGCAAAAUGAUAAUGUAACUGCAACCUUUUUGAAAACUAUUCUCGAAAAAUUUGAUGAUGAAAAGAUUGUUUUCCAAGAAUUUCUCAAGAACGCGGAUGAUGCAGGAGCAGAACAAUUUUGUAUCAUUCUUGAUGAAUGUACAUAUUCAUCUGAAUAUUUAAUAAAAGAAGAUAUGAAAUGUUGGCAAGGACCAGCAAUAUGGAUAUAUAACGAAAAAGAAUUUUCUUUAAAAGAUCUUGAAUCACUUAAUGACAUUGGUAGGUGUGUCAAGGGACCUGACGAAAUUGGAAGGUACGGAUUGGGAUUUGCAUCAUGUUAUAAUUUUACAGAUAUGCCACAAAUAAUAUCAGGAUGGAAAAUAAUAUUUUUUGACCCGCAAAGAAAAAUUUUUUCUGAUAAACAAUGUUAUGGCUCUAUAUUUGAUUUUGAGGACUAUAAGAGAGAAGAAAACCACAUAAUGAAAGUAUUUAAAGAUCAGUUUGAAUCCUAUCUAAACCUUGAAGGAUGUGGCUUCAAAGUUGACUAUAACAAAAAAUUUAAUGGAACAUUGUUUAGAUUGCCACUCAGGACAGUUGAAAGUCCAAUUUCUAACAAAGUCUAUACUGCGGAAUCUAGUGUUGAUAUUUUCGAUCGUAUUGAGAAAUUAUUAGACGUUAUAAAGAAAGAUGCAAUUUCCGAACUAAUUUUUUUGCGUAAAGUGAAAUCUAUUAAAGUGUUUAGGAAGAGGAGUUUAGAUAAUGCAAUGAAGCCCUUAUGGGAUACUGAAAUUAAAAAAAUAUUCACUGGCAAUCGUAAAUCACUUGGAAAAGAAUCACAAGUACUUAAGCUCGAAGUUCAAUAUAAUGAAUUUGCUAAACAAACCAGUGAAAAAAGUACAUCGAAAACAGUCAAAUGGCUUAUAUGUGCAACAGAAAAAGAUGAUAAAAAUUUAUGGAGUGCAAUUGCAGGAAUUAUUUCCAAGGAACAAGAUAAAGAAAUUUUCAACGGAAAAUUUUAUUCGUAUCUUUCACUUUCAGACUCUUCAGAACUUCCCGUCGUUCUACAUUCAAACGGUUGGGAACUUUCAUCAAAUCGAAGAAGCCUCGCACAAAAUAAUGAAAAUAAUACAAAAAUUUUAAAUAAUAUUUCCCAACUUCAUGUAAAAUUUUUUGAAGAAAUUGCGAAUAUUGGGCAGCAAGAGAAGCAAGAGAAGCAAGAGAAUGAAACCUAUCAAAUUAUUUCUCAAUUCUGGCCAAUUCCAGAAAUCGAAAAUGAUACAUUUAAAAUUAAAGAAUAUGGUCAAAAAGUAGUCGAAUAUUUAUGUAGAAAAAAUUCCGAGGUAUUUUGGUCACCAUAUAAUGGUGGCAAAUACGUUAACUUAAAAAAUAGUGUCUUUAUAAAUGAUGAAACGCCAGAAAAGAUUGUAGAAUUUCUAAAUGAACAUGAUCACCCUACAAUAAAAAUUAAACCCGAGCAUUUAAAUGAAUUUAAAGAAAAAAAAGGAUAUCGGCAAGUUAAUCCUCAACUUGUUCGAAAAAUCUUAAAAGAUGAUGAAUCUAUAUUAGAUGAGACGGGUAUAUCAUUACUCAAACGGUUUUCUUUGAAACACAUUCUUGAAGAUAAAAACCAUAAACGAGUUUCUUUACUGAAAUACAUUCUUGAAGACGAAAACUAUAAUGAUCUUGAAAAACUUUCUUUAGUUCCAUUAUUUAAAAAUAAAUUUGGAAAGUUUGCAACAGAAAAAAAUUAUACUAUCGCUACAUUAGAAGAGCUAAAUUUAUUUCCAAAAGCUGGAUUAGAAUACUUCAUUCCUGAUGGUCUAUUAAGUUCGUAUUCUUUGCAAACUAUAUUUUAUAAAAAUGAAUUUCUCAAAGCUACAAACAUUCAAAAAUUUGAUGAAUCAACAAUUAGACGUUUUCUACAGCAAGAGCUACCUCCUAUAUCAGAAAGAGAUUGGAAUCCAUUAAGUUUAACAAUUCCAAAUAAAAAAUGGCUUAAUGAAAUAUGGUCCAGAAUCUUAAAUCAUUCACUAGCACCAUAUAGACCUUUUCCCUUAUUAGAAGUAUACGACCCAAGUAAACAAGACCAGCACCAGUUGAUUAGCUUAGAAAAUGCAGCAUGUAAACCUUUAUUAGUCUACCCCGUUUAUUUCGAAUACGGAUUUGAUAUAACUCAGACAUUAAUAAAUAUUGGUAUUCGAUUUACUAAACAUAAAUUUGAUGAGAAACUCAAUGAAUAUAUUAAAUUAUUACAGCCAGAUAAUAUAUUAAAUGUUAUUGGAAAAUAUCAAUGCAUUGAAGAUCAACUUAUUAAUAAGAAAAAAGAUAUAGAGAAUUUAUGCCAAUAUUUUACUACGAAAUUAUUACCGUCAGAUUAUCAGAAGUGUGUUAAUAAACAGAUAUUCGAACAAUUGCCUAUCUGGUCGAUACAUACUUUAGGUUCCAAAAAUCCAGUAUUCAAAUCAAUUUCAGAUCCUAAUACAUAUCUAGUUCCUUCAGGUAAAAAUUCUUCGAGUCCAUUCACAUUUUUUCCACAAAAUCAAAAUAGAACUUUUUAUUACAAUGCAACAUAUGAGAGUCGAAAAUUAUUAGAAGCUGCAGGUGCCAAAAUACAAAGUAGAUUAAACUAUUAUAAAGAAACUUUUGUUCAAGAUAUGAAAGAGAUUCUUCCCCAUCAACGAAAUUCUUACUCAGAACUUUUAAUUGAAAUGUUAUGUGAUACCGAAAACCUUGAUGCGAUUAAACCUUAUAUAAAGAAUUUAAAAAUUUUUCCAGAUGAAAAAUACCAACUUUAUGUUGCAAGAGAUUUAAAUGAUCAAGACAAUCAACUACUUCAAAUUAUUUAUAAAAACUCUAAUCGAUUUCUUCCUAAAUGCAUUCAAAGCAAUCAAGAUUGCUUAAAUGUACUUGAAGAAUUAGGAUUUGUAAGAAAAGUUACUCCGGAAAUUUUUAUCAAAUGUGUCAUAUAUAUUCAAAAUUUGUUUAAUGAUUUUAAUAACCAUAAGAACAUUAUGAUUAAAUUGGAUGAUCUUAAAUAUUUAGGAAGAACUGCUCUUACCUAUUUUUAUAACAAUCAAUCUACACUAAAGUUUUCAGAAGACGAAUGGGAGGAAUUGUCAAAAAUCAAAUUCAUACCAAUCUCAAAGAGCCUUUUAAAAUAUCCGUACUCAUAUAGUAGUAACAAAAAUAUGAAAGAGUUGGAAUGUUUUGAAAAUUUAUGUCUUUCAAAGUACAAAAAUUUCGUAUGGACUCAAUUAGCAUUUUUUGACAUUGAUCCAACUGAGGAGGUUAUAGAAAAUUACAAGGACCUUGGUCAACCAACUGUUUCAAAUAUUGUUAAUCAUUUAAAAACAAUUCAAUCCACAAUAUCUAAAUCUGAAGAUUGGGAUCAGAAGGGUGAUGAAUUAUUUGAUAUAAUUAAACAAAUUUACGAAAAAUUAGAUUCAUUAUGUGAUGAAAGAAAUGAUGAUUUAAAGCAAAUAAAUGAUGAUUUAAAGCAAUACUUUUCGGACAACCCUCCACUCUUUUUAAAUGGGGAAAACCCAUUCGAUUCAGAAAUCUGGACUCCUGCUUCACAUCUAGAUAUAACUAUCAAAAAGGAUUUUAAUGCAUACAGAAAAGCUACCGCGGAAUAUCUUAAAAACUAUGAAAAGCUUCUAAUUUUAGCUGGUGCGAAAAAAGGAUCAAAAUUACCGAUAAAUGGGAGACCUGAAAAUUUUGAAGAAAAGAAUGCACAGCAUUUAAUUAAUUCAAUGAUUGAUUCUUUAUGCAUUGGAGAAAACACAAAUGAACUUAAUGAUGUCUCAUUUGACGUUAAUGGGCAAAAUUUUCAUGCAAAUUCAAUGGUUUUGAGUUGUGCAGCAUCAUACUUUAAAACAAUUCAACAAAAUAGUUUUGAUGAUGUUGACCCAGAUUCAUUCAAUAUUUUAUUGCGAUGGUUAUAUGGUGAAUCACUAUCUCAAGCUAUAAAUAAUAUUGGAAGAAAAGAGUACGAUGAUGAUUUUAUUCAAAUUUGUAAUGAUUUGUUAAAAUUAGCAAAGAAAUUUGAACUUGAAUCACUUAAACGAUUGAUUGAACAGAAAUUAUUUGCACAUCUUGAUUUUAAUUUGAAUGAAGAUAUUCUUGAAAAAGUGAAGUCUCUGGCUGCAAGCGAUGAAUAUAAAUUAAUUGAUCUUUCAAAUCAUUGUGAUAUAUUAGAAAAAGAAUAUUACUGA
Molecule: messenger RNA, 8181 nt
Organism: Dentiscutata heterogama
Lineage: Eukaryota; Fungi; Glomeromycota; Glomeromycetes; Diversisporales; Gigasporaceae
Source: the annotation of a GenBank genome assembly